CCAUCGAACCCCUUGGAGCGGAUGCUUUGCUGGUGGAGAUGGAAAGAGAUGGGAGGGGUUGGAUCUGCCCAGGCUAUAUGAGCAGUCGUCCUUGUUUUCCAGCUGAUUUUGUCACCUGGAGCUAUUUUACUUCUCUCUUACUUACUUCAAUACCAGAUACCAUUAACUACCGUUUGUCAAAGAAGUCUCGGGCUUCAACCAGCAACGUUCGAAAACAUGGCUCCGAACCAUGCUACUGUCAUUCUUGGUGCGGGUAUCAUCGGCGUCUCAACCGCCUAUUACCUCUGCCAGCACGAGGACGGAUCAAGCAUUCACCUUGUCGAGCCGUCUCCAGAGCUCUUCUCCUCUGCCUCGGGCUACGCAGGCGGGUUUCUCGCCAAAGACUGGUUCGCCCCCUCCGUAUCAGAGCUCGGCGCCCUCAGCUUUGAGGAGCACCGCCGGCUCGCCAAGGAGCAUGGCGGGAGAGAAAAAUGGGGCUACUCGCCGACUACAAGCGUCAGCUACGCGGCAUCGGCGGCCGCACGCGACUCCCAGAGGCGAGGUGAUGACUGGUUGCGAGACGGCACGAGCCGCGCCGACGCAGCUCCCGGGAUCCCGGACUCCCGGUCUGGGAUGACCCCAACUUGGCUGCGGAGGCUUGAGGGCGACCACAUCGAGCUCAUCAGCGACAAGGACGCGACAGCCCAGGUCGACCCCCUUCUGCUGUGCCGGUUCCUCCUGCAGGAAUGCAUCAAGCGCGGCGUGCAGCUGCACCAACCCGCCAAGCCAAUCGCCAUUAGAACCGAUGGGAAUGGCGAGCUGGCUGGCAUUCGCAUUGCGGAUACCAGAUCGUCUGCGCAAACGGAGCUGCCCUGCGCGCGGCUCAUCAUCGCAGCUGGGUGCUGGACGGGCCAGGUUUUUCGGACGCUGUUCCCCGAAUCGGCACUCGAGCUUCCGAUCAAGAGCUUAGCCGGACACUCCCUGGUCCUGAAGUCACCACGGUGGCAUGCUGGCCUGGAAAGCAACGGAUGCCACGCCGUCUACACCACGUACAAGGACGCGUUCUGCCCGGAGAUGUUUGCCCGCCUCGGAGGCCAUAUUUAUUUCGCGGGCCUGAACUCGGCAGCGCUCCCGCUCCCGGACGCGGCAGCAGGGAAGGCGACGCCGUACCGGGAGAGCUUGGAGCGGCUGCGGCAGGCGGCCGUCGAGCUUCUCGGCGCGGGGAGCGGGGCGGAAAACGACCUGGAGAUUGUGCGGGAGGGCUUAUGCUUCCGGCCCGUGACGCCGUGGGGCACCCCGAUUGUCUCCAGGAUCCGGGACUGUGAUCUUGGCGCCGGCACAGUGACGAGAUCGGGAGCAGGGGGUGUGUUCGUUGCGGCCGGCCACGGGCCGUGGGGCAUCGCCCUGAGUCUUGGCACGGGCUUGGUGCUGGCGGAGAUGGUGCAGGGACGGAAGCUCAGUGCGGAUAUCAGCGGCCUGGCCUUUGACGGCGACAGGGCAAGGUUGUUUGCGAAUUGAAGCGAGAACCAUCAGCAAUCAGUUCCCACUGCUCAUCGGAAAGUUAUGCGCCCCCCCC
Molecule: messenger RNA, 1555 nt
Organism: Thermothielavioides terrestris NRRL 8126
Lineage: Eukaryota; Fungi; Ascomycota; Sordariomycetes; Sordariales; Chaetomiaceae
Exons: 1
Coding region: 217-1497 (426 amino acids)
Biological process (GO): retrograde transport, endosome to Golgi
Cellular component (GO): late endosome; cytoplasm
Molecular function (GO): oxidoreductase activity
Source: RefSeq, a predicted model, not a curated record